Messenger RNA from Hibiscus syriacus, 1566 nucleotides. RefSeq lists its product as uncharacterized. Gene Ontology annotation, molecular function: glycosyltransferase activity. The record is from RefSeq and is a predicted model, not a curated record. The transcript has a single exon. Lineage: Eukaryota; Viridiplantae; Streptophyta; Magnoliopsida; Malvales; Malvaceae. Bases 45 to 1496 code for a protein of 483 amino acids.
UGCUUACUAAUUAGCCUAAAAUUAAACAUCGAGUAAAAGCCAUUAUGGCCUUCAACAACAAACCCAAGAAGCCCCAUCUGAUUUCAUUCCAUUCUAAUUUCGUCACCGCUCUGCUCUUCAUACUUGCCUUCACCGUUCCUCUCCUCUUUAUCAUCAUCCUUCACAUCUCUUCGUCCUCCCGUUGCACCCCUUUUGCUCCGAACAACGUUGAGCCUUGGUCCGGCGACCUUCGGAAUAUGCAGUUUGCUUGGAAUCGUCUUCCUUUCAAAUAUAUUCAAUCUCCUCCGGUCGUACUCAAAAUCGCUGUUUUCUCACGGAAAUGGCCUACUGGCACCACUCCUGGUGGAAUGGAACGUCAUGCCUACACCUUGCACACGGCUUUAGCUCACCGCGGCCACCGUGUUCAUGUGUUUACGUCCCCUCUGGUCGAUAAUAACAUAGACCACCGUGAUGAUUACCCGAGAAUUCGUUGCCAUGAAGGUGAUGCUGGUAAGUGGAGAUACAACAAAGCUUGGGAGCUCUUUGAUGAAGAGAACCGGCGUGAACCGUUCGACGUCGUCCAUUCGGAAAGUGUGGCUCUUCCUCAUUGGUUGGCUCGUGAUCUCAAAAACCUAGCUGUUUCGUGGCACGGUGUAGCGUUCGAGAGCUUGCAAUCGAGUAUCUACCAGGAUUUAACUCGGAAGCCUAAUGAACCCAUGUCACCUGCUUUCAAUGAUAGUUUAUAUGGGGUUGUCCCAAAAGUGCUUAACGAAAUAAGAUUCUUCCACAACUAUAAUCAUCAUGUUGCAAUCAGUGAUAGUUGCGGAGAGAUGUUGAGGGACGUGUAUCAGAUCCCGAUUGGACGAGUUCAUGUCGUCCUCAAUGGUGUCGAUGAAACCGGUUUCCGAAACGACUUAUCCUUAGGCCUUGAGUUCAGGUCCAAAAUUGGUGUCCCCAUAAAUGGUAGUUUGGUGCUCGGAGUGGCUGGAAGAUUAGUCAAGGACAAAGGGCAUCCUCUGCUUUACGAAGCUUUCUCCAAGCUCGUAAAAAAGCACCCUCAUGUGCACUUGAUCGUCGCGGGGAGCGGACCGUGGGAGAAUCGAUACAAGGAAUUAGGCCCUCGUGUACAAGUUUUGGGGUCUAUGAGUCCAUCCGAGCUGAAGGCGUUUUACAAUGCUAUCGAUGUUUUCGUGAACCCGACACUGAGGCCUCAAGGGUUGGAUCUGACGCUGAUGGAAGCGAUGAUGAGCGGGAAAGCGGUGAUUGCAUCGAGGUUCCCCAGCAUUAAAGGCAGCAUUGUUGUUAAUGAUGAAUUCGGUUUCAUGUUUGCGCCGAACGUGGAGUCGUUGUUGGAGACGUUAGAGGAGGCGGUGCGGGAAGGGCGGAAGAGGCUAGCACAAAGGGGAAAGGCAUCGCAGGAAUAUGCAGCUUCCAUGUUCACAGCAAGCAAGAUGGCAUUGGCAUAUGAGAGAUUGUUUCUUUGUAUAAAAAAUGACACAUUUUGUGUCUAUCCUUAGGAUAUGGUAUACAUGUAUCCAUGUUUAUACUACUUUGGCUUAUUACUUUGAUAAAUUUUAGUUUCAUUUU